This is a messenger RNA of Paramuricea clavata, 1020 nucleotides long. The record is from the annotation of a GenBank genome assembly. NCBI's taxonomy places the organism in Eukaryota, Metazoa, Cnidaria, Anthozoa, Malacalcyonacea, Plexauridae.
AUGGCGCUAAGAAAGUAUGUCCAUAUAUUAUCGAAAUCGCUAUAGAGUGGUAAAUUUGCCCCUCGAGCUUUUCACGCGCGGGGUUGAUUUUAUGUACUACCACGUAAUAAUUUUUUGACACCUCGUGAUACGUGUUUACUAUACCAUGUGAUUAUGUUUUAACAUCUGGCAGUUCUACAGCAGCAAGGAUGGAGUUCAUGCAGGCGUUCUCCGACAAAAAAUGGCUUAAUUUAAAAAUCUGCACUAAUCCUAUACGUGUUUGAAACAAAUGGUUUUGAAACUGUCGGGGCUAUUUCAGCAAUGGAUCCAGGAGACAUUGACAUAAUUUUCCAACUGAAUGGACUAAGGCUUGGAGAGCGCAGAUUUCUAGAAAAAAAAUCAAAAUGCUAAAAACGAAGGUAUUUGCCAUGCAGUUUAUGUUUUCAAUUGACAAUUUAGUUCGGAAACUGAUAUCUGUAUAUUAUGCUUUGCAGGAAUGGGGUACUUCGUGUUCUGUACGUUGAGUUUGGACUUGAUCUUUUCGGAAAAGCAAUUUCAAAAACUGUUCCCUCUAUUGGCGAAGCACCAAACACCGUCAAAUCGAAACAACUAAAAAAGGACUUACUUAUCCUGGUUGUCAGACUCAAACCCAAGGUUCAUCUGUUAGUCCUCUGCAGUCUUAUUAAUAAUAUUUUACAUAAAAAAGAUAUGAUUAAAGAUCAAGUGACGACUGUGUACAUGUUUGUAUACACUAUCGAGAAAGACCGCGAUAAUUUCGUCCGAGAACGAACACCAAAGCAAAAUGUCCUGUCCACUUUGACUUUGCCAACCUUUAGCAAGUGUCACUUGAAUGAAUGUCAAAACCGACUAAAUUGUCUAUAUCCCAAUCACUGCUCACCGUCAACAUUUUGCAAAAACAUUGACAAACAUCCAGAACGACCAGAAGGCAAGCAGACUCUAAAAGAUUUGAACAAGAAACUCAGCGAAGAGCGUAAACGUUUGUCAUUCAUGAAAGAAGAGCUAAAAUACGUGACAGACUGA